AUGCAAUCCCUGCCUGACUCCAUCGGCCUCUUAUCGUCCCUCGAAACCCUCCACCUGCGCGCGAUCGCUGUCAGCUCUUUCCCAGACUCCUUCGCCCACCUCUCCUCCCUCAAACGACUCUUUAUCGCCAGCGUCCAACAGCUGCGAUCGCUUCCUGACUGCGUCAGAGAGCUGCCCUCCCUGCAAGAACUGACCAUCAAGUCCUGCUUUUCCUUAUCCGCCCUCCUGCCCUCGCUCUCCGCCCUCUCCUCCCUCACUGCGCUCACCAUUUAUCACUGCAGUGCCCUAGCCUCGUUACCGGAGGAUAUCGGUGACGCUCCCCGCCUCGCAUCCCUCGUUCUCGACAAGCUUAACUCCCUUACGGCUAUUCCGGACUCUCUCGGUCUCCUCUCCUCCCUAACGCACCUUCACGCGGCGGAGUGUAGGGUUCUAGCGUCGCUGCCGGCGUCUUUCGCGGGGAUGAACUCCCUCUUUCGCCUACAGCUUCUCGAGUGCUCCGUGAGAUCGCUACCCGAAAAUUUCGGGCAGCUGUCUGCGCUGACCGAGCUGCAUUUGAACAAAAUGGCCUGCGAUUUGCCCAGAUCGUUCGGGCAGCUGCUGAAGCUGCGGCGGCUCAUUUUAUAUCGUUGUGCGUUUCGGCACCCUCUGCCGGCCACUCUCACUCAGCUUGAAAACCUUACCAUCCAUGGCUGUAACAAUCUAGAAACCCUGCCCGAAAAUAUCGGGUAG
Molecule: messenger RNA, 729 nt
Organism: Closterium sp. Yama58-4
Lineage: Eukaryota; Viridiplantae; Streptophyta; Zygnematophyceae; Desmidiales; Closteriaceae
Source: the annotation of a GenBank genome assembly